UUGUUGCUAUUUUUUAUUGCCUCACUCUCUACCUCUCUCUUUCUCCAUCUCUCCAUCUCUCUCUCUCUCUCUCUCUGUGUUGUGGCAGCAGGGGGGGGAGGAGGGCCUCGCAUGAAAAGCAGCAGAAGGGAAGGCAGUGCAGGAGCAGCCUGUGGAGACAGGGGCAGACUCUGUGUAUGUGUGUGUGUGUGUAUGUGUGUGUGUCCACCUUCAUCACACUCAAACACACACACACAUACACACACACACAUCCUCCAGUUGUGGAUUUAUUAGUGUUGCCAAAGAAGCUGGAGGGCCUGGUGUCGUCCUCGUCCUCAUCCUCGUCCUCAGCAGCAGCAGCAGGGACACACUCGCUCCUCGUCCACUUCUGAGUUCGGGGCGCUGAGAAAUGAACAAAAUGAAGAACUUCAAGCGCCGCUUCUCGCUGUCCGUGCCCAGAACAGAGACGAUCGAGGAGAACGAGUUCACUGAGCAGAUAAACCAGCUCAACAUCCAGCGCAAUGAUGACCUGGUGCCGAACAGCCUGGGCCUGCACACCCUACACCCGUCAGCCAGUCCACUGGCCUCCGAACAUCAGGCUCCAUCUCCCACCCAGCUGCACUACCACAGCAAAGUCCAGCAUCGUCGCUUCUCCAUGGAGGAUGUCAGUAAGAAAAUGGCUCUGCCUAUGGACAUCCGCUUGCCACCUGAGUUUCUUAAGAAGUUGCAGCUGGAGAGCCCUGAAUCCUGCAAGCCACUUAGCCGGAUGUCCAGACGAGCCUCGCUGUCUGACAUCGGAUUCGGGAAACUGGAGACGUACGUGAAACUGGGCAAACUGGGAGAGGGCACGUACGCGACUGUAUUCAAGGGGCGCAGCAAGCUGACAGAAAACCUGGUGGCCCUGAAAGAGAUCCGGCUUGAGCAUGAAGAAGGAGCCCCUUGCACCGCCAUCAGGGAAGUUUCGCUGCUGAAAAACCUGAAACAUGCCAACAUCGUGACUCUGCAUGACAUCAUUCACACCGACCGCUGCCUCACGCUGGUCUUCGAAUAUCUGGACAGCGAUUUGAAGCAGUACCUAGACAACUGUGGAAACCUCAUGAGCAUGCACAACGUGAAGAUAUUUAUGUUCCAGCUUCUGCGCGGUUUAUCUUAUUGUCACAAGAGAAAGAUUCUACACAGAGACCUCAAGCCGCAGAAUCUGCUCAUCAACGAGAAGGGAGAGCUGAAGCUGGCUGACUUUGGUCUGGCGAGAGCAAAAUCCGUGCCGACAAAAACCUACUCCAACGAGGUGGUGACUCUGUGGUACCGGCCUCCAGAUGUCCUGCUGGGUUCCACAGAGUACUCAACUCCCAUAGACAUGUGGGGAGUAGGGUGCAUUCUGUACGAACUGGCGACGGGACGACCCAUGUUCCCAGGCUCCACCAUCAAAGAGGAACUGCACCUGAUUUUCCGCCUCAUGGGAACCCCGAGUGAAGAGAGCUGGCCCGGGAUUACAGCGAACGAGGAGUUCAAGUCGUAUCUAUUUCCUCUGUACAAAGCCCAGCCUCUAAUAAACCACGUUCCCAGGUUGGACACUGAGGGCAUUGAUCUUCUCUCAGCACUGCUGCUGUACGACACCAAAAAACGGAUCUCGGCCGAGGCGUCUCUGAGACACGCCUACUUCCUCAGUCUGGGGGAGAACGUUCACUCCCUAGCAGACACUUCGUCAGUGUUCUCCCUGAAGGAGGUGCAGCUUCAGAAGGACCCCGGACACCGGAGCUCCAUCUUUCAUCCAGGUCGGGGGAAGAACCGCAGGCAGAGUAUCUUCUAACGGCUCACCAGUGAAGGAGGAACAUCGUCACCAUGAAGCGAAUGGCUGUAAAUCGAAGCAAACUGCCAAGCUGUAUCCCAAACCUCCUCACACACACACACACACACACACACACACAGCAGACUGUGCGAUCUAUUCACCGCUGUUUUACACAGUUACAGCUGAGCAGCUAAUCGCACCAGUCGUAGCUUCCCGUAGCUGUGAUUUCUCAAGACUCAGAUCUGGAUCUGCAAAAAAAACCAAAUAAUAACAAUAAUAAUUUUACUGUCUGUGUUCACGUUACAAUUAAGAAAGAAGUGACUUGGAUAAUAUCUAUAAAAUUUUAUACAAAUCACAUCAAAUUAUAACAAAAGUACAGUAUAUAUGAAUUAAAAGAACAUAUUCACCCUGUGCAAAUCCGCACCUAAAACGAAUCCAUUCGAUAAUGACCAUGUGACCUUCAACCGCAUGCUAAUAUUGUUAUAAUGAUAUGUAUUUACACAUCUUUUAUCAGCAUGCUGGUCUUUAUUCAUGUUGGUUAAUGUUCUCUACGUGACCCGCAAUGCUUUUAAAAGACACGAAGCGAAAUUUAGUUCUCCAUCAACAUCAUAUCAACAUAAAGGAAGCGAUGCGGCGGCGCUUUAAUCCUUUAAUUCUUCGUACGCUAGCACCUCCUCAUUUGUACACUCUUUUUAGUAUGCAAAUUUCAUGCUAAACAACAGUGUAUAACUGUUUGCAUAACUGCAUUGCAUUCCGGGACAACGUCCGCACCUAAUGACUUUACUGACACUGAGAGUAAAUAAGAACUAAAAGGUCGUUCUCACAUGAAUAAUGAAAAUACAGCCAACAACCAGAUGAGGAGUUCCCUAAACACAUCACAAACAAGUAUCAGGGUGGAGUUUUCCUUCAAAUCUAUAAAACAAAUGUGACAUAUAGCGGACGUAGUUUUAAGUUUUUAUUAGACAGUCUGUCUAGUCAAGUUAAACAGUGGUGGAAAUUCCAUUAAUAAAAGUUGUCAAAAUGCGAUCAAAUGUGCACAAUUCACUGCCAAACGUCAAUUCAAAUCAAGUUUCAAUUCAAUCCAUGUUACAAAUGUUCGUCAAAUUUAUUCUUAAGUUUUCUUUAAAACUGUUCACAGUCACAGUAUGUAUUUGUUAAGAACAGUUGUGCUGUUAGCGGUAGAUCAUUUCUAAUCUGGCUGAGGUAAAGAAGCAAGAGUUUUUCAGCUUCUUAAACAAUUAACUUGUACUUCCCUCUCUAGGCUCUUGUAACAUACAUGUAACAUGUGAGAUGAUGUGGCCUGUACACUGCACUGCAUGCAUAAAAUUUAUAUAAAGUGCCCUAUAGGUUUACUUUACAUAUAAGGAAACAAAGUGAAAAUACACUUUGGGCUCUCCUACACACAGUAAAAUGAGAUAUUGCCCCAUUAGCACUUGUACAUGUGCCAAAAUAAGACUCCAACAGACUUCCAUCAUGCUUGAUAAUAGGAUGAAGUGCCCUCUAGGCUUCCUUUCAUGUAAGAAAAUAUAUACAAUAAUAAAAUGCCCUAUAAGGUUUUUGUAGAUGUUUAAAAAAUGGGACAGUGUGCCCUAUAAACUCCUUUAUAUGCAUAAAAAUAAGAUGAAUUGCCCUAUAGGCUUUCUUACACAUCAGAAAAUUAGAUAAAAAUACCCUUUGGACUUUCCUUUACACAAUAGAAUGAGAUGGUGUGCCCUAUAGACUCCCUUAUGUGCAUCAACAAAAGAGGAAGUGCUCUAUAGGCUUUCUUGCAUACAGGAAAAUGAGAUAAAUACCCUUUUGACUGUGCCCUUUAGGCUUUGUUACAUGUAAGAAUAUAGGAUGGCAUGCUUUACAGUCUUGUUUACAUCUGUCAAAAAUAAGAUGGCAUGCCCUAUAAACUCCCUUAUAUGCAUAAAAAUAAGAUAAACUGCCCUAUAGGCUAUAGGCAAAAAGGAGAUAAAAAUUCCAUGUGGACUUUUCUACACACAUUAGAAUGAAAUGGCGAACAUGAUGAAAUGGCUUAUAGGCUUUUCUAUAGGUGACAAUAUGAUAUGAUGUGACUGAUAUGAGUUUCCUCAUGACUUUGCCUCAUUUCCAACAUGCCAGGAAAUAAGGCGAGGUGCCCUAUAGGAAUGACACAUGACAUUGUAUUACAGGGAGAUCUUCAAUAACAAAUUACUGUCACUGCCCCAAACAGCACAACCUAUACUUUAUAUAUAUAUAUUAAAAUAUAUAUAUUUCUCAAUGUCACACUUUUUAUCCAUUUAUAGUUAAAUUUUGUGUUUUUAUUUCUCUCGAUUGACAUGGGCAGGAAAACAACAAAAAACUAUUUCAGCUUAUCAUGUUUCUGAAAACCGACUUACAAACUCUGGAGACUCCUUCUAUAAAUGUUAAAAAAGCUAAAGUGCCGUUUCUAUAGAAACGAUAACGUAAAUAUAAACCUUCUGACCAAUGAGGUUUGAGAAUAUAGCGAGUGCCGUGGUGUACGUAUGUGGUAUAUUAAGUAGACGAUUGUCUGUUUGUCUUUUCCACACAAGUCUGGGAUGUCAGACAGCACACGACGUGUCCAAAGUCUGCACUUUUAACCUAAAUAUAUUUAUGAAUUCUAACGAAGCCACACGUUGAGACACAGGGUUGUGGUGUAGUGUGUAGUAUUAAAUAAACACUGUCACUUUCCUUGUGCGUUUUACCUCAGAGAUGAAAAUGUUCUUCGAAGCAUCUAAAGGUGCCUUGUACAAAUCAACUAUGAUGAUGGGUAGAAUUUGUUCAGCGUUUCAUUUAAUAUGUUCUUUUAAUACUGUUAUAGGUUCUAGAGAUGUUCUAGAGAUGCUCUUCAUCAAUAAUUGCACAUGAUUUAUUGCUUGGUAUGAUGAGUUGCUCAAACGUGUUUGCACAUGGCAUCCAAGUGUCCUAAAUUUUGUCUUUGCCUCCUCUUUUCUUUGUUACUCAAUAUUUCCUUUUUAAAAAAUAAAGCACUAUAUAUUUCUAGUCAAAGCCAUUAAGUGCAGAGAAUCAUAGUGACGUGGUUUUUAAAACUCAAGUACACAAAAAAGCAUCUAAAAUACAGGAAGAAAGGAAGAGUGAGGAAGAGCAGGGCUGGGUUCCAGUACUGACCGUCAUCACUUCCCCUCAUGAUUUCUCCCCGAUCUGUUCCAACACCUGAAGUAAUAUUUGUUGGAUGAGCUUUAACAUUUAACAUUUUCAAUAGAAACAAGCUAUAAGAUUUUUUUUUAUUGGAUUUGAAAUUGUGAUUUAUACAUAGCCAACUGCUAAAUCUAUAUUACACAUCAUUUCUGGUGAUAGCUGUGGUGAAAAAUAGACAGUCGGAGUGCCCACUAGGGUGUCAUUAUGGCAUAUAAAAAGUACCGUUUGGUAAAUAGUGUGAUAAAUGCCAUCUAGUCUGCCAUUAUGUGCCAGUAAAUACAAUGGAAUGCCAUCUAUGGGGCACUCUCAGUGGGAAAAAUGUGAUGCAGUGCCCUAUAGGCUCUGCUGUAUGUGACAAAAUUGUAUGUCCUAAAAGUUCAAAUUCUAAUUCACGGAGCAGCUUACAUUUAUCUUAUUUGCACAACUGUGCAGGUUGAGGAGGUUUAGGGCCUUGUUUAGGAGUUCAGCAGAGGCUACUUGGCAAUACUGUGAUUUGAGCUCAUUACUCUCAGAUCAGUAGUCCAUUUUCUUAAGAGCUACCAAUGGCCUUUUCACGAGCUCCUGUACAUGUGACAAAGUGGAAUGUCAAUUUUUCAGCAUCCAAGAAAAUUAGUUGAUGUGCCCUAUAGGCUCAUCUACACACAACAAAUUGAGAUGGUGUGCCCAAAAGGUUUUCUUAUACACAAAAAUUGAGAUGAAGUGGCCCAUAGGCUCUCUUAGAUGUAAGAAAAUGAGAUGUAAUGCUCUAUAGGCUCCUGUCUGUCUGCCAAAAAGAGACAGUGGGCCCUAUGAACUCUGCUACAUGCAUAAAAAUAAGAUUGCAUGCCCAAAAGGCUCCUCUACAUGCCAUAAAACAAGAUAAAGUGCCCUAUUGGGUCUCUUGCAUGUAAGAAAAUGAGAUGACGUUCCCCUCCUCUACAUGUGAUAAAAUGGGAUGGUGUGCCCUAUAGAUUCUCCUACAAGAUAAUAAAGUGCCCUAAAGGAUCUUCUUUACAUGACAAAAAAAGAUUAAAUGCUGUAUAGGUUUUAUAACAUACAACAAACUAAGAUGGUGUGCACCACAGACUCUCUUUACAUGUUCCAAAAUGAGUUAAAGUGCCCAUUUCGCUCCCUUAUAUGUGCCAAAAUCAGAGAAAGUGUCCCAUAGGCUUUCUUGGAUCUAACAAAAUGAGAUUAAGUGCCCUGUAGACUCCCUGAUACCCAUAAGGAAAUGAGAUAAAGUGCCCUGUAGUCUGAUCAGCAUGUGACUAAAUGAGAUUGAGUGCCAUAUUAACUUCCUAAACGGGGGUUGUUUCCAUUCAUUUUUUUGCUCCUGCCCCUUAGGCAGCCUGCAACCACCCCCUGAUUGCCCAUGCCUUCUUGAUACUUUACUGAAAAUAAACCACACUCUGCUUCUUUGUUGCUUGUGUGCGAUGGUGGGUUCUUCCUGAGGGGAAGUCAAUGAGGGUUUGUGAUGUACUGGAGAGAGAGAGAGAGAGAGAGAGAGAUUGCAGUUUGUGUACUUUAAAACCCUCCUCUCCCAUGUGUAUGUUUUUGUGGUAAAAAUAAAUACUAUUUGAAUUAAUAUAUUGGACAGAAUUAAUAGAUGUCUUUUAACAAGUGUUUUCCUUCUUCUCAGUAAAUAUUUUGUCAGGAAAUUGACUGUAUUACAUACUAUUUAGAUUACGUCUAUUUAUAAAUUGAAAAAUAAAAUGGGAAAGAUUUAGAUUUUUGUAUGAAAUGUGAUAUUAAAUAUUUUGUGUGACGUUUAUUCGAUUUCAGUAUCUCGAAGCUGAAUGUAAUGUGAUUGCUGAAGAAGCCAAAAGUGAUUCAAUAAAUUUAAAAACGAAAUAAAUGAUAAAGCUCA
Messenger RNA from Silurus meridionalis, 6758 nucleotides. RefSeq names its product cyclin dependent kinase 18 (gene cdk18). Gene Ontology annotation, biological process: protein phosphorylation. Bases 389 to 1789 code for a protein of 466 amino acids. Gene Ontology annotation, molecular function: protein kinase activity; ATP binding. NCBI's taxonomy places the organism in Eukaryota, Metazoa, Chordata, Actinopteri, Siluriformes, Siluridae. The transcript is spliced from 16 exons. Gene Ontology annotation, cellular component: cytoplasm; nucleus. The record is from RefSeq and is a predicted model, not a curated record.